GUUGCACAAAUCGUUCCCGUUUCAAACCAACUCGCUCCUCGUUGUCGUCAGUUAUUGCAUAAACUUCUGCUAACGAAGAUGAAACUGUGGCUGCCUGUCUUGGGUUGCUUGCUACUAGUAGUGCUCGGGGUGAAUAGUAUAGCGUUCACUGACUUUCAGCUGUACGUGAUCACCCCAGCGACACCAGAACAGUUGGACAAGGUGCGCGAGUUGGAGCAAGAUGGAAACUACGAUUUCUGGGAUGUUCCACGGUUGAACCGGAAGGCCCGAGUAAUGGUUAGCAAUUAUGCCGAGGCCAAGUUCGAGAAGUUUUUGGAACAGUAUGAUAUUGAUUACGAUUCUGUCAUAGGAAACGUUCAACAAAUUCUGGAUAAAGAACGACGCACUAACGAUGAUUUUUACAAACGAUCGAAACGCAAUGCUGCAGACACAAAAGCGGUCGUGGACUUUGACCACUAUUGGACAUUGGAUGAAAUAUACACAUUUGUUGACGAUCUGGCGACAAGUAAUCCAUCCGUUAAGUCAUUCGAAAUCGGGAGAACUCCUGAGGGCAGACCUAUCAAGGCCUUGACGAUAUCCAAAACAGGAGAGGUAACCAAAACGCGUCCAGUUGUUUUCAUGGACGCUGGAAUUCAUGCACGGGAAUGGGCUGGAGUCAUGUCGGUUGUGUAUAUGAUUGAACAGUUUACCAGUCAUCCGGAACAAUACGCAGAUCAGCUAGAUAACACUGACUAUGUUAUUAUCCCUGUGCUUAAUCCAGAUGGAUAUGUCUAUACGCACGAAGUGAACCGAUUGUGGAGGAAGAAUCGUGUCCAGAACAACAUCUUGUGUGCUGGAGUUGACUUGAAUCGUAACUUCCCGUUCAAGUGGGCUUUCACCAGUAAUGCUUGCACAAAUACGUUUGCUGGCAUGGAAGCUGCAACGGAAUCGGAGACGCAAGCCAUGAUGUCGUUGAUGGACCAGUACAAAUCAGCUAUGACUUUAUAUAUUGCCGUUCAUACGCACGGUGAAAUGAUACUGUGGCCAUGGGGCUAUGACUUUGUGCAUUGCGAUAAUUGGGAAGAGCAUGAUAAUUUGGGUAAAGUUGCUCAGAAGGCGAUCAAGGAUGUAGGAGGCAAUGAGUGGAUAGUUGGAAAUUCGGCUGAUGUGUUGUAUAGGGCUUCCGGGGCUACGGACGAUUACGCUUUCAGCAAUGGUGCCAGGUUGGCUUACACAAUUGAGCUCACUGGAGGUGGAUUAGAAGGAUUUGAUUUGCCAGCUUCUGAACUGGGCAAAGUGACUACUGAAACGAUGGAAAUUUAUAAGGCUUUUGGAAAGUAUGCAGGAACAUUGCCUUUGCCGACAUCAGAUGCCUAGAUAAGUAAAAUAUAAUAUCGAAUUUAGAACAAAACUUCAUCAACAGGGAUCAAAAACCACAACCUUCUUUAACAUUCCAUAAAUAUACUGCAAUCAGUACGUUACCACUUGAAGACAAUACAAUUUGAAUCAAUGGAUUCACAGA
Molecule: messenger RNA, 1501 nt
Organism: Aedes aegypti (yellow fever mosquito)
Lineage: Eukaryota; Metazoa; Arthropoda; Insecta; Diptera; Culicidae
Product: carboxypeptidase B
Exons: 4
Coding region: 79-1356 (425 amino acids)
Biological process (GO): proteolysis
Molecular function (GO): zinc ion binding; metallocarboxypeptidase activity
Source: RefSeq, a predicted model, not a curated record